GGAGAGAGAACAGCUUUAGAGAGGAUUUGCUCCAUAUUAACCCCGAGAGAGCAGACAGAGCCAGCUGGAGUUCAGGGAAGACUGGACAGGUGCGUUCAAAACUACAGACAACUGUUUUUAUUUACACCCAACAGUGCAGGAGUGAAAGCUGGUUCAGCCGUGGGGAUUAAAGAGAGAGGCGGUGCAGGUUGAAGCAGGUGUCCUUAAAGCAACAGCUGAUGCCUCCACAGACACUAAAGGAAAGGACAACAACUAUUGAUUAAAUGCUGCGUGUUCUGCACGAAGAUGUCAACCUGAGAAAGUUCCAUCACUGGAUGUUGGACGGAGCAGAAUGGGACACACCAAUGUGCCACUCAUGUACGCCUACUCACGUUUCCGCGGUGACAAACGCAGAUCCAGUCGACUGCAGCCCUCCACACCAGACUACAACCUGAACAAUGCGUUGGGCGCUAUCAGAGUCCUCGGUUUGGAACUGAUCGCAGACGAACUGAAACCACAUCUGAACACAGUGCUGACCAACAUCAAGGAGAAGAAGAAAGGCGCUGCUGAGCAGGUAGUGAUCAGUGGGAUCCUGCCAAUCCUGGCCCUGUCUCUGAGGACCAGAGGGCCUCUCGCUCUGCUGACCGCAAAACUGAUAUCUGAACUCGCCAAGGAAUCUGUGGUUCGUAAAGGUUUCGGUGACGCUGGUUUGGUUACGGCUCUGCUGUCUGUCCUGACCAGUCCAGACCAGGAACUGCUCCUUCACGCUGCAAGAGCCAUCUCACACAUGUCUUAUGACAGCUCUAGGCUGCAGGAACAGUUGCUCCGUCGAGGUGCAGUUCCUCGUCUUGUCGCCAUCCUGCUCCGCUUCCCUGAUGAGGAGGCCCUGGAGGAAGUGUGCCUUCAGGCCCUCUGUAACCUCAGUGGUAUGGGGGUGGCAGAGGAGGCCGGCAUGGUCUGGGAGAGGGGGACAUCUGUGAGGCCGGAGGAGUCCGUCUUCCAUGGCGUCUCACCUCACACCUGUGGUUUUGCCUCCUCCGUGACUCUGGUGUGCGUGUCUCAGUGGGCGCCGGGUCAAUACGCGGUCAACAUCGAGGUCUUCCAGCGCUGCUCCUCCUCUUUCUGGAGCCUCCACGGGAACAAACGGACGGCUCGUUGGUUCCCGUUCUCCAGCCUGGGAAGCUGCUCGAAUCUGUGCAAUUUGAUCAAGUUCUCUACGAGGCAUGUCCCCCGAACCAAAAGUCUGAAGACUCGCGUGUUCCACACUUUCCUCUGACAGCUUAAGUUCUGCAGACUGACCUAACUGGCACAUAGAGCUCUGAGGGGGUUUGCAAACCUCUCCAAUUAGACCACUAAUUACUGGUGCACACCAAAGCAUCAGGGGAACGUUUACACACCAUGAACCUGGACACACAUUCAAACUGCAAACGCUUCAGAAUGUCUCUUGCCUGUUCUUGUUGAUGCUUUUGUUUUGUUUGUUUGCAUUUUGACGUUUUUUAACAACUACCUGCUUCAUGUAAAAACACAGUCUGU
Anoplopoma fimbria (sablefish) is the source of this 1512-nucleotide messenger RNA. RefSeq lists its product as uncharacterized. The record is from RefSeq and is a predicted model, not a curated record. Gene Ontology annotation, cellular component: cytosol. The transcript is spliced from 5 exons. Gene Ontology annotation, molecular function: protein binding; guanyl-nucleotide exchange factor activity. Lineage: Eukaryota; Metazoa; Chordata; Actinopteri; Perciformes; Anoplopomatidae. Gene Ontology annotation, biological process: positive regulation of GTPase activity. The coding region runs from base 332 to 1255 and encodes 307 amino acids.